CUUUAGACAAAAGUGUAAGAAACAUAGUGUAAGAAACAUAAACAUAUGUACUGUAUGCAUGUAUGUAGGCCUAUGUGUAUGUUUCCAAGUAUGUACAGUUAGUAUGUCUGCAUGUCUACCUAUUUGAUCAUUUAUUUAUAUAUUUAUUAGCCACCAUCUUCUGAUCUUACAUGUUAAUUGAUUGCUUACAAUCAACCCCUAUUUAAUCUCUAAACCGCCCAACAAUGUCACCAUCUCUCAUGCACAAUCUGGACAGGACUGAAUGGACACAGGUUUAGAACAGCACGGAUGGAACAAUGGAACACAAUGUGCAAGUGUAAAACUUUACCAUGAUGAAGCCUUCAUUUCCAUCCUCUACAGUAGAUGGCAGCAUUGUAACUAAUAUUUGGAGGGCUCCCCUGCCUGUAAACCCCAAAAGGAGAGUAAAGGACAAAUUCGCAUAGCUUCGAGGGACGUCUGGUGGAGAGGUGCUGUCACAACAGGUGGAUGAGCAGUGUGAAUGUGUGGCCUGCCUUAGCGUGAUGGAGCAGUGUGCGUGCGUUGAGCGGGAGCUGGAGAAGGUUCUCCACCGCUUCAUGACGUACAGCCACCAGUCCGAGGAGCGCCUGGACGAGCUGCUGAGGAACGUCUGCGAGCUGCGCAGUCAGCUGGUCGCUUUUGGUGUGCAAGAUGCAGACUUGUCCGUCUUUUCUCAAACAAUGACCCAAUGCUGCAAGGAAAUCAAAGAGACAGUGCAGAUGCUUGCGUCUAAACACAAGGACAUACAUGGCAGUGUGUCCAAAGUGGGCAAGGCUAUUGAUAGGAAUUUUGAUGCAGAGGUGAGUGCGGUCGUUGCUGAAACCGUGUGGGAUACGCCAGAGAGACAGAAGUACCUCAGUGAAACCAUCGUAGAACACCUCUAUCGACAAGGAAUGCUGAAUGUCGCUGAAGAUUUAUGCCAGGAGUCUGGUGUGGUUAUCGAUAUGAGUAUGAAGCAACCCUUUCUUGAACUGAAUCGAAUCCUGGAGGCCUUGCGGACGCAGGAUCUCCGGCCCGCUCUAGAGUGGGCCGUGACGAACCGGCAGCGGCUGCUGGACCUCAACAGCACCCUGGAGUUCAAGCUGCACCGCCUGUACUUCAUCAGCCUGCUCAACGGUGGCAUUGGCAACCAGAUGGAAGCUCUGCAGUAUGCCCGCCACUUCCAGCCCUUUGCCGCACAGCACCAGAGGGGUGAGUCAGCCCAAGGCCACUGCCCAUUGGCUGCACGAGUGUCCCGUCCAAAUGAUAUCCAGAUCCUGAUGGGGAGUCUGGUCUACCUUCGGCAUGGCAUCGAGAACUCCCCCUACCGGACUUUGCUGGAGACCAACCAGUGGGCUGAGAUCUGCAACAUCUUCACCAGGGACGCCUGCGCCCUCCUGGGCCUCUCUGUGGAGUCUCCCCUCAGUGUCAGUUUUGCCUCUGGCUGUAUGGCCCUGCCCGUCCUGAUGAACAUCAAGCAGGUCAUCGAGCAGCGACAGUGCAGUGGGGUGUGGACUCACAAGGACGAACUUCCGAUUGAGAUUGACCUCGGCAAGAAGUGUUGGUACCACUCAGUGUUCGCCUGCCCCAUCCUGAGGCAGCAGACCUCGGAGAGCAACCCACCCAUGAAGCUCAUCUGUGGGCACGUGAUCUCCAGAGACGCCCUCAACAAGCUCACCAACGCUGGAAAGUUGAAGUGUCCCUAUUGCCCCAUGGAACAGAACCCGUCAGAUGCCAAACAGAUCUAUUUUUGAUGUCCCUACGGAGGGCAAGUGAAGCAAACGGCGACGACCGAGGAUUUGACCAGACGCGUGAGCUGCGCUCCCAGACUCGACAACUGCGCCGUCCCUCCACCCACACCAGCUUCUUUUCUUUCGAUCCCUCCCUCCCUCCCUCUCUCCCUCUUUCCCUCCCUCCUUCCUGUCCGAUGGAAGACCUCCUGUGUGACGGACGGUCCUCCCACGUCCUUUUUGGAGCGGUCAGGCCACGGCAGGAUGGCGUGAAGUCCUCACCAGUUUUAACAGUAGAGCAGACAGUGUGUGUAAGUGUCUCUGGUCCAGAAUUGUUUUAAUGACAGUUAGAAAAUGGAUCACUCGUACAUACAUACAUCAGUUCAUUCAUUCACUCACUCAUUCGUACACCCUCAAUAUCUGUCUGGUCUACUUUCUUUUGGAUGUGUAUGUGUGUGUGUGUGUGUGUGAGAGAGAGAGAGAGAGAGAAAGAGAGAGAGAGAGAGAGAGAGAGAGAGAGAGAGAUUCUUCUCUAACAUGGAUGGGGGGAAUGUUUUUUUCCCUCUUUCAGGAUUUUUAGUUUUUCUUAGUCUACAAGACUUUGAUUUUUUAUUUCUAAUUUCCCCUAUCUGCGUUCUUUUGUCUGCUCACUUUUGAGGGGGAAUGCGUGCAACUAUUCUGAACGGGUGAAAACACGACACGUUUAUGCUUGACCGUUGUUUAUUUACAGAUGAUAUUUAAACAUCAUUAUAAAUAUAUAAUAUAAAUACAUAAAAAGCAUAGACAUAUUUAGAGGCACGUAUUAAAUGCGGCUUGGGCUUUCUCAGUUAUCUGUGCACACACACAAAAAGCAUAUUGAAUAAGGUGAAGGUGAACUCUGUGAAUCUUGUCAGUGAAACCUGAGGUGACGUUUAAAAGACUGUAGAUUUUCUUUUUUCCCUAAAUAUGGAUUACUGAUUGUAAACUUUAGAGUGUCUCUCCCGGUAGGCUACUGGGAUGGUGGACGAGUGUGCGAGUGAGUGAAUGGGGGAGAUUUAUAAAAGUGCAUAUAUUCAUGUAUCGGUGUGAAGAUUUACUGAUUAUUACAGGCGAACAGGGCAGGGAAUUGGCCGAUCUUGUGCUUUCUAGGAUUUCUGUUUUUUUUUUUCACCUACUUCCAAGAUCCAAGCCAUUUUCUUUGCUCUGUGUAUGUAUUUAACAUAUAUUUUCUUGAAAGGAAAAAAACAACAACAUAAUCUACUGUGAAUUGUGCUGAGAGACUCAUUUUUCUUUUCCAUUCAUGGGUAGUGACAUCUUUGUAAUAUAUUCAAAGCGUGAAAUAAAUAACUGGUCAUGCUAUGAGAUGACCUCACUGACUGACUGACCUGCGGUCGUACUCCUUGUUUUUCGUGUCCAUUUUUCGGUCACCCCCCCCUCCCUUACCUUUCCCCCUCCACCCAACCCCUCCACGUCCAGCUGGAGGAUACCCACAUCUGUCAGUCACAAUGAACAAGGUCAAUAGACUGGUCACUCUGACAUGAGUGACCUUCACUUUAACUUGCACACCCUCCAGAUCUUAUCAUGAUAAUGAUGAUGAUGAUGAUGAUGAUGAAUGUUAGGACGUAACGUAAACAAUAAAAAGUAAAGUUGAUGUCUGUGACAUGUUAGCCGUCGUAACGUUCAGUGAAGCGUCACUGGAGUGUUGUGCUUGGCUUCUCGUCAGUGCGCUCCCAUCCAGAUACGGUUUGGUUGUGAGUUUGGUGAAUUUUUUUUUAUUAUUAUUGAUCAGCCAUUUUCAUCUCUUUAUCAUCCCCAUCACCAUUGUCCGCAUUGAACUCUGGAGUAGAUUUUAUCUCCCUUUUUUAUUUUUGCUGCUUAGUUGUUCAACAGCAUUCAGUGUUCUGUAGGAGCUCAUUGAUUCCGUUUUCUUUUGUGCUGAAGAUGUUUGAUGCCCGAGGAGAGGACCAUUGUUGUGUAAAGACCCUAUUGUCCUCUGACUUCGCUGAUUCGCUGUUUACGCUUCUUGGCUUUUUACCAGUGUGCCGACAAACAAACAAACAAACAAAUUUCUUCCCUUUAAAUUUGAGCGCUUUUUUGCUGCAAGGCAGAUGUAGUUUGCUUGCUUUUUUUUAAAAACCUAGAUGUAUGGAUGAUUUUGGAGGGCAAAAGCGACACCGCAACCAACACCAUUUGAUAAUAGCAAUUUCUGCCCAAAACAAACUUGAAUCAUCAUGACAGGAAAUUGAGACGUGAGCCUGAGUGUAAAGUGCUGGCUGAAGAACACUUGAAUGUUUGAUCAGCAGUCAUGGGUGGGCCAGGAAGAGGGGGGGUGUAUGGAAGGCUUUAAAGGGUGUUCUGAGGUAAAUCCAUCAUCACCCUGCCCUAGAUAUGGACUUUUUUGAGGCGGCUCAGGCAAGAAGGAUGUCAGGAGAGGCACUGGACACUGCUUUUUCAGCAGCUAAACAAUGUGGGACUGGUGUUGAGUGGCAUCAGUGAAUAUGUGUGUGUGUGUGUGUGUGAUUUUGUUUGAGAGGUAUGCCUUGAUUGUAGGGAGGAAAUGGGAAUGCAUGAGGUCUUGAGUGUGCUUGAUUCCUUUUUAUUUUAUUUUAUUUGUUUUCUGAAUUGUUUCAUUACUUUGGUAGACAAUCACCCAUUGCCUCCCUAAGUAUGAACCAGAUUGAAUAGAUCGCAUCCAGAGCCCCAGCCUGUCUUUUCUGACUUCUCACGAUUGACAUUUAGCCAAUUGUAUGAUAAUAAAUGUGCGUUUUUUUUUUUCUUCUCUGCUAACAGUUGUUAUGCAACUUCUAUUGUAAAUAUUUAUCCUCUAAUAGUACAGUAUGUUUCAUAUUAUACUUGCAUCUUAAAAUAAAAAAAUAAAAAACUUUAUACACUAUA
Sardina pilchardus (European sardine) is the source of this 4601-nucleotide messenger RNA. It is a transcript of the gene rmnd5b, whose product is annotated as required for meiotic nuclear division 5 homolog B. Bases 522 to 1751 code for a protein of 409 amino acids. The transcript is spliced from 10 exons. Gene Ontology annotation, molecular function: ubiquitin protein ligase activity; protein binding. Lineage: Eukaryota; Metazoa; Chordata; Actinopteri; Clupeiformes; Clupeidae. Gene Ontology annotation, cellular component: cytoplasm; nucleus; GID complex. The record is from RefSeq and is a predicted model, not a curated record. Gene Ontology annotation, biological process: proteasome-mediated ubiquitin-dependent protein catabolic process.